This is a messenger RNA of Amoebophrya sp. A25, 1501 nucleotides long. NCBI's taxonomy places the organism in Eukaryota, Dinophyceae, Syndiniales, Amoebophryaceae. The record is from the annotation of a GenBank genome assembly.
CGAACACAAAGAGAAAGAGUAGAGUACAAAAAAAGAUGACAGGAGCUAUAUCGCGUAUGUAGAAAGCCGUGCGCGCACCGCAACUGGCAUCAUAAUUAUUGUUGUAGUUAACCAAGAACAAGAUUAACAACAUACACAUAUUUCUUGGGAAAAAAAUGAGUCGUGUAAUCCUUCAGUCGGCGCCCCUACGGGCAACAAGUAUGUUCAUCCUGGUUUGGACGAGCUGUUUCGUCACAGUUGUCGAUGCAGCUGCAUCGCCUCCGUUCGCAGCUAUAACGCCUGCGUCCUCUUCGACUCUGUCUCUGCCACAAGCUGAAGUCCCGGCUGCUGAAGGGAUUCCACCAGAAGAACCAACAGGGCAGUGGAACCGAGUAUGUCAAAGUUUUCGUCCCGCUGCUGAAGAGGAUUCUGAUGCCACGAUGGGGGUUUACUCCGCUGCUAGCUUGACGGGAAAGAAGACCUUCAACUCGUACGAAGACGAAGUGCAGGUGCAUUCUAUGGCGGGAGGUCUACUGGCGAGGUUGAGUCUGUCAGCUUGCGCAAUGGACGAAAUGACGGGGCUGGGGUUGCACGAACGGGAACGCCUCGAAAAGUCAUUUCACGAUCAGAAUCCGAAGUCGGAAAAUACGUUGCUAAAGAUCCCGCUAAUGCGUAGCGUCAAACAUGAUACCUCCACGUCGACCGCUGAAGAACAGGAAACAAGCAUGGAUCAACGAGUUCAGCAAGAGCAGCACGAGUUCUCGAUGCAGGCGGACGAACCGGGAAAAGCGAUGUUGAUGAUGAUUAUGGAGUAAAUGUGCUUCUUUCAUCGAUGCUCCUCAUACUAGCUUGCCUCUAAUGUGAGCUGCACAAGGAAGAUUCCUCCUUGUCUAUUUCUUUGUAGUAUGUUCGGACUCACUUCCUUGUGCCAGUAUUCGUUCAGGACCUUCCUAUAUCAGGCAGGACGAAGUAGGCGUCUUGAUAUUAGUCAGAAUUAGUCCACAAUAUAUCUAUAAGAAAAUAUUAUAAAUAUAAAUAUGGCCAGUUUUGAAAAAUUCGAAAACUGAACUUAUUGCUUCUUAUUUUUAGGUUUUUUGUGGGUUAUUUCGGAUUAUCUGGCGAUUAUUUUUCUCAGUAUGAUAUCAGGGUGUUGGUGUUCAUCAGCCAAUUAGUAGUUUGUCAGUUUCUUCGCGACAGUGCAAAGAUCUAUGUAUUGAUCCUAGAAAUUUACAGCUCUUAGGGCGCGAUUUACAGCGGACCCUGAUGCUCCGCUAUAAGAAUUGUGGCAUGCGUCAUUUUGUUAUCCUUCCCAAUCAAUGUCGAAUAUAUAUAAAAUAUGAGCGCUUCUAUUACUAUUCCGUCCUCUAAAUCACCUGGUUUGACCACUGUGUUGGACCCGAAAACGGCUCCCGGGCGAUUGAAUAUCCUUGCCCAUUUUUGUGCAGCAGUUGACCCUGACAAUGUGGAGAAACAGGGCAGAAAGCUUGCUGACGGUAACCACCCGCAGCAUGAACAAGCUUGA